AAAACAAGUUGCGACAACUAGUCCUCUUACACCAUUGUCUGUAACGUAAACAAGUCAUCCAACACUGACUACUAAUCUUGUAACUCCCAGCCUUAAAAUUGGACCAAACCCCACUCCACCUCUUUGUCUCUCUCCCUCUCUCUCUCUCUCUCCCUCUCCCUCUCUCUCUCUCUCUUGUCUGCAAGAAAAUUUAGAGAAAUCUUUUGUGUUCUUGGCUGGUUGUGGGGAUUGGCUUUGGGAUUUUUGUGGGUUUUGGAUGAAUUUAAAAACCCUGAAAGGGCAAGAAAACAACCCUUUUGCUAUUGAUUGGUAGAAAUUUUUGUCUGGACAAAUGUUUCAAGAAGAUGGAUCAUCCUCUGUAACUUCGUCUCCCCUCCCAAUGUUUCCCAUGAUGACUCUAUCACCUGGUACCAUGUCCCCAUAUCCAUGGCUCAAGGAGCUAAAGCCUGAAGAGAGGGGAUUGUACUUGAUCCAUCUCUUAGUCAAUUGUGCAAACCAUGUAGCAUCAGGGAGUCUUGAAAAUGCAAACAUAGCCCUUGAUCAGAUCUCCCACCUCGCCUCGCCCCAAGGCGAUACUAUGCAGCGUAUCGCCUCGUAUUUCUCCGAGGCUCUUGCUGACAGGGUUCUUAGAGCCUGGCCUGGUGUGUAUAAGGCCUUUCAUUCUACCAGAAUCCCUGUUGUUGCUGAAGAAAUCCUUGCCAAGAAGAUGUUUUUCGAGUUUUGCCCCUUUAUGAAGGUGGCUUUUGUGAUUAGUAAUCAAGCCAUUGUCGAGUCGAUGGAAGGAGAGAAGAUGGUUCAUGUUAUCGACUUAAAUGCGACUGAGCCGGCACAAUGGUGUGCACUCAUCCGCGACUUGAGUGCUCGGCCCGAAGGUCCGCCUCAUUUGAGAAUUACGGGUGUUCAUCAACGGAAGGAGGUGUUGGAGCAAAUGGCUCACAUAUUGACUGAAGAAGCAGAAAACUUGGACUUGCCAUUUCAGUUCAACCCUGUUGUGAGCAAGUUAGAGAAUCUUGAUAUUGAAAAGUUGCGGGUUAAGACAGGGGAGGCUCUAGCUAUUAGCUCGAUUAUGCAGCUGCAUACUCUUUUAGCUUCGGAAGACGAUCUACGGAAGAAGUCUCCAUCGACGCCUAUGAACAACGGCAUUGGUGUUAACUUGCAAAGGGUUGCACAUAUGAAUCAAAGUACCUUAAGGGAAUUGCUUGAGAAGGAUACAGUUAACGGUUAUAGUCCGAGCACCGACUCAGCUUCAUCGUCACCGAUGUCGUCGAUUCACUCACCAAACAUCGAUAGCUUUCUUAAUGCGUUAUGGGGUUUGUCUCCCAAGGUUAUGGUGGUGACGGAACAAGACUCCGACCACAAUGCCAAGAACUUGAUGGAGAGGUUGUCGGAGUCGUUGUACUUCUAUGCUGCAUUAUUUGAUUGUUUGGAGUCGGCUUUGCCUAGAGGGUCUUUAGAGAGGUUGAAGAUGGAGAAGAUGAUACUAGGGGAGGAGAUCAAGAACAUCAUCGCUUGUGAAGGAGUGGAGAGGAGAGAACGGCAUGAGAAGCUCGAGAAGUGGAUCCAAAGACUAGAGUUGGCCGGUUUCGCAAAUGUUCCGCUGAGCUACUACGCCAUGUUGCAGGCGAAACGAUUGCUGCAGAGCUAUAACUGUGACGGCUAUAGGAUCAAAGAGGAGAAUGGGUGUGUGGUGAUUUGCUGGCAAGAUCGACCCCUUUACGCAGUGUCGGCUUGGAAAUUUAGGAGGUGAAAUCUCGGCUGUUUCAUCUUCUUGAUUUGUUAGUUUGUAGAGGAAACCUUGAUCUUCUGAGGUGUAGAGAUUGAUAGCGAUUCAGUGUUUGAGUUCUAAGCUCUUUUGUAGAAUUAUGUUGAAUCUUUGUUAAGUUUAAUGUUUGUAAAUGUAGCUCAAUUCAACAGUUCAUGUCUUGGCAUCUCUCUGUCUUUCCUAUGUAGUUAGACUUUGUUGGUCGUUUCACAUGUAAGAAGUUUUGGGUUUCUC
Molecule: messenger RNA, 1996 nt
Organism: Sesamum indicum (sesame)
Lineage: Eukaryota; Viridiplantae; Streptophyta; Magnoliopsida; Lamiales; Pedaliaceae
Product: scarecrow-like protein 3
Source: RefSeq, a predicted model, not a curated record